AUGAGACGUGUGCAAUCCUUGCUGAACUUCUUCAACGCUCAGUGUGAGGAGCUUGCCGAUGAGGACGGUGAUGGUCGGGUUAGCAAGCGCCACGCAAUCCGAAAGGGCGAUUUGCCUCGCGAUGUUUGGCCACCCUGCAUCAGAGAAAGUCAAAAGUUCAAGUGCUAUGGCUUGUCCAUCACAGUUCAGUUGCAGAAGCGCUUCGUUCUGGUUCCGGGCAUGCCACCUUCAUGUGCAGCGAGCGGCCUUGCCAAUCAGCAAAUCCCCAACCCUAUCAACCCCAGCCGCCGCCAAAGCGAGAGCGCGGGCAAUUUGUUGAACCAGCGUGGCCAACCCAGGCUUCAGGUCGAGGUAGACGAGACUGGGCAAUCCUUGCAACUCCGAGCCCACGAUACUAUGGAGAAGGCGCGGGGCGUUUUCCCGGUUCUCAUGAUGCGGUGGAUCUGGGAUUUCUUCGACCGAGCUGCCUUCGGCCUUUUGUUCUUGGUGACAGACCGGCGCGAGGUCAACGGCGCUGUGUUCAGGAAAAUCAUGCUGAAGCAGAAUUUUCGGGUUCGCUAUGGCAAGGCAGAUCCAAAGCAUUUGGACUACGCACGCCACGCAGUGAGUGUGACACUGCUGCAUGGAAUGGGUUGUGGAGAGGAGGUGAUGAAUACAGAGGAAUCCUUCGAGAAAGCAUGGAAGGCCAUAUUUGAUGCGGUGUUUGCCGAGCGGCCAAAAACACCAGCUAUGAGCAGGCUGUACUGGUACAAAAAGAAGCCGUUUCAAUAUGCAGUUCCUAGCGGCAGCAACCAGCAGGACCUUUUGAUGCUGACAUCAAUGAUGGAGACAGAGGAAGAUGACUGCUUCGCCUCCAGAGCACAGGAGGAGCUUGAGCCUCUGACAUUGGAGGACUUCUUGUCAACUUGUGAUGACACCCGAGACAAGAUCACAAGGCCAGAAAGAGCACGGACCAAGAAAGCAGGAAAUUGGAUUUCCAACAUCGAAAAGUUUGUGUCCGACUUAUACGUGUGUUUGGUCUGCAUUUCUGGGACAGAACAUUUGAUGUACAAGCUCAUGAGAGAGCAGCGUCUUGCAACAUGGUCUGGACAGUAUGGGAUGGAUGCAGUUCCUUUGGUCAGAUAUGCAACUAUGUUGAAGUCCCCUGCUGUGGAAGUGCUCACCUCCUAUUCUCUGCUGAUCCCAGCUUUGGAUGGUUUUCCCGGCAUCAAUGACACAUACCCGGCAACAGAGAUGCUGUUCCAAAUCUUGGUGAAGAUACAGGGCCAUCUUUGGCGAAGGCAAGUCCACUACUACACCAUGCCACCUUGGAAGAUUUUGGAAUGCUUGCAUUCCGUCACGCCUGUUCAAAAGCGCAUCCACUUGAUUCAGGAGCUGCAAGGCCAACAUGCCUGUGAGAUCGACGCUGGCUUCACACUUGUCUUGCAACAGGCAUAUAUUGGACAGUCUGCUCAAGAGGUGGCUGACUCACCAGACUUCUUACCAAAGUUGAUUUUGCUGGCCACGAGUAAAACCACAAAUGCUGAAGUUGAGUGCAACUUUGCACGCGCGACUGCUGCCAGGCCUUGGCUGAUGGGCGAAAGCAAGAAUGAGCGCCGUCAGAGAAUUGUGAAAGAAGCGAGUCAGGAAUAUAAACAUCCUGAUUUUGCAGCAGAAGUGGAAAAGUUCCGUUCCGAAGCAAAAGCCAUGAACCAAGACUACAAGUCUGACAAAGCCUCCGGAUUGCCCAGCACGGACCGUCAAUCCCUUUCCAGCAGCAGCGCAGGAGAUUGCAAUUGGCCGGUUUCUGAACAGAUCGUGGAAAAAGCUCAAUCAGAGAAGAGGUUUGUGAAGACCAAGAGCUUGGAGUGGGGCUCUCGAUGCGGAAAGCCAGUGCAAACUGAUUUAGAGUUCGGAGUGAGCAAGGAUGAAGUCAGCUUCUGCAUGCGGCUUGGGGGCUGCUUCCAUACUCUUGCAAACGAGGAGAAGGAGUGUGUCAUGUCCGCGCUCCAGCACUCCAGGAAUGUGGCCCGGAUGAUCCAAAAGCAGGGAGGGCGGCAAGGCAAGCCUCCGAUUUUGGUCUUGGCUUCCUCGUUGCCAUCUCAUGAGAAUCGCCCAGAACCACAAUUCUUCCUGAUUGUGAACCCUUUGUUCAGGCCAUUCGACAUGAACUUGUGGCGUUGCAAGAUUUCAAGCCAUGAGGAUGGGUGGUGCGUAGAUGUGAACUGCCCAAAGAACUUUGUUCUUGAGCUGCAGUGGAGACAGAUUGCUGACCCGGAUGGCCAACGCAAUGUCGCUUGCCCAGAUGUUCUGACCAUGCAUGGCCUCGCAUGGUCUUUCAAGCAAAGCGAUAUAUGCAAGUCGUGGUGCACCAAGCUUCUAUGGGACUACAGCGUGUCACCUUCUGCUCUCAAAUACUUGUGCAUCAGCAACCUUGAUUUUAGUGAUGGAGGCAUUGAUAUGGCAGCCCAGCUGAAAAGCACUUUGCUGGAGGAUCCUGAAUUUGAAGAUGCGGCAGCGCUUUUGCGAUCGUGCAAAACGGGUGCGGCCCGAAACCGAGCCUUUUCUGGUGUAAGAGUGGAAGUGAAACCAUCAGAGCCUAAGCGGGCAAUCUUGGGCAAUUCCAGAAAAAGACUCAUAGAUGACAGCGUGAUGAACGACGAAGGAUGCGCUAGCGCUGCUAGCACUUCUGCUGCGAAGCGGGGGAGGAUUGAAAAUUCAGAUGCCUUUGCUGGGUCUGCCUCAGCCUCAAGCUCAAAAGCACCAAGAAAGACCUCUGGAGUGAGAGAUGCAAAGGAUUCUGAGAAUCCGUCCAGCAGCAGCGCAGGACCAGCAAAUCCUGAUGAUGCCUACUUGGAGGAAACUCGAAAGGAAUGGCUGCACCUUCUUCACUCGGAGGACCCGGACAUCGAUUUGGAAGUGGAUGAACAAGAUGGUUUGACGUACAUGGAUGACAAUGGCUAUGUCUAUGAGACUCAGUCAGACUCGGCCAAACCUCAGGUGAUUGGCAACAUCAAGGAACUCAGCGUGGACAAACCCAAUCACGCGUUAAAAAUUACAUGCUAUCAGCAUUCCAAAUGCUCUAUCUUCAGAAGAAUUCGAAAGGUGCCACCAAAUGCCGAGACUCUAGGCAUGCUUUGUGGGAAUUGCAGCUUGGAUGAGGGCCCUUUUCCAGAACAUCCAGAUUGCAAAGCAUGGAAAGGUCGAUUGCCGUGGUACCAGGGUACUCUUGCUUGUCCUAGGGGCGACUACUGCAGAAUUUGCUACUACGUCUUCACGCACGGCGGAUUUUGCAUAGAAACCCCGAAGAUCAAGGUCUUUGCUGUGAUCAUUGAAGAAGACGAGGUGAAAAGAGGUGAGUUUACACAAGCGAGAAAGAAGUACAUUGUGAUGAAGACCGAAAACCCAGCUAUCACUCUAAAAGGCAAGAUGGACUUGUGGCCAGCCAGGAUCGUCAGCCUCGAGACACUGUCCAAGAGCUCUAUCUCGGCUCCCAAGACCUACCUGUGCACCCUUGACACAUACACAAGGAAGUAUGGGACUCCAUCUGAGGACCAAAUUGUCCAAAGACGGUUCAAUGGAAAGCUGGUCACAGGUGUGGUUGUGAUGCGGGAUGAAGACGAGGGCAUGUAUGCUUUGGAGGACUCAGAGCAGGUUGCAGUCAGAAACGAGGGGGCUAUGUCAGAUCUUCAGCUCAAGGAAGGCCAAGACAAGGAGACGUUUGAUGCUCUUUCCAAGAAAGUCUUUGCGCAGCGGGACAGUCUCAAGCCAUUGAAGCUCCAGCCUACAAUUUCUUUGUUGGAAGGUGCCAAGAAAGACACUAAGAAUCAGAGCGAUGCCCGCAGGGCACUUCUUGGGCAGGAGGAAAAUGGAUCCGAAUCGGAUUCCAAUGAAGAGGCCAGCUAUCCAGAACAUGUCAUGCGAAGCUCCUUUCACUCAUCCGAGAUCCGCAAAAGUGUCAAGCCCAAGACUCCCGACAAUGGCAACGGCAACACAGAUUUGCAGGGGCAAAUCGUGCCACUUCCACCAAAGGAGAACCAGUGUGAAGGUGAGGGAGUGCCCCUCCCAAAGACUGGGGAGACUCAGACUCCAAAUGCAGCAGGUGAAGCCGAAGCGAAGGGCCAGAAAAGAAAGGUUGAGGAAAAAGAACCUGAAGUGCUUCCCCAAAAAUGUGCUAAGCCCAAAGCAAAGGCUGGAGCGCAGCCAUCUCCACAGCCAACCUCCAUUGACACUGACUUGAUCCUUUCUCCAGAUGAAGUCUCCCAGCUUCCAGAUGCAAAAGCUGCUGAGGAGAAAGCAGCAGAAGCAAAGCCAAAGAAAGGUGGCAGAAAAUCAAAAGAGAAUAUGAUCGCAGAAGAUGUUGCCUUUCUGUGGUCAUGUCAAGCGGAACUGCAAGGCUUGCUUCCACCACCCAAGACUCUCACUACAAGGGAAGAACUUCAGAAGUAUUGUGAGGAAUCUGUGGAAUCCUUUCAAGCUCUGAUUGCCAAGGCAUCCAAGAAGGCGACCACUACGAAAAGACGAAAAACAACCAAGGAGGAUGAGCCUGACACUGAUCUCAAGAGAGUUCAAGAGACAGCGAAAGGCUUUAUUUCGAUGUUCAUGCACAUGUCUGCAGAAAAGCCGGUCGCAAAUGAAUUGAAAGAGGUCUUCUUUGCUUUGAAGCAGGCAGGCUGGGAACUGCCAACCAUCUUUACGGUCAAGCUUUGUGAGAUCAAGAUCGCGGAAUACUUGAAAUUCAACAGGUAUGUUGAAGUCGCAGCUUGCUUCAAAAGAUCGGAUGAACUUGGGAAGUUGAUGCAUGACGUGGAUCUUGCUCUUGGAGAGCCGGGCUGUGUGGGAAGUCAAGUGCUCAGUCCAGCAGUUUGCAAACUGGUCUCAUUGCUGCCGCGGAGUUCGACGCGAGCAUUGCUGGACUCAGUGCAUUCAGCUAACCUUGCAAGUUUCUUUGGAGCAUUUGCUGGAUGCAAGGCAGACUUUUCAUUGGCUGACAGCACCAAAGACGACCUGCGCACACUGUGGUUGUGCCUUUCUUCGCUCAGCUCUCACGAGGACUCUGCAAGCCAAGUGCCUGUGCAAGAGGCAUUGGCUGCUAUUUUGCAGGUUGAAGAUGUCGGAGACAAGGCCGAUGAAUCAAGCUUGCUCUUCUACUUCAAGGUGUCAGAAGCUGGUGGCAAAUUGCUGUCUGUCUUGAAAUCCAACCUCAGAAAGGAGGCUAGGAAGACCUUUGAUCCGUUCUUGGUGCACAAGCUGAAGCUGGAGCUUGAGCGUGCUAGGGAGACCAUGGCCUCAACCACAACACAGUUGCAGGCUUUGCAAACGAAUGAGGAAUGUGAUUCCUGCAAUGAUUUGGCCGAAACGUGGAACUUGCUCUUUGGCAAGAUUCAAGGUGUUGCAAAUGAACCUAUGCUUUCUCAAGAUUCGAAGAAGAAAGUGAUGGUGAUGGAACUUGAAAAUGACUGGAAAAAGGGCACCACGCAGUUGCUGAAUAUGCACAUCACCUUUGAACUUCUUCCAUUCAUGGCCCUGCUUCUGAAGGACAACUCCGCAGGCAAACCACUUCGUUCAGCCCCCGCCUGGAAUGUGAGCUUGAUCAGGCAGCUUUUGGAUGAUGUGCAUUGUGCUUUCCUCACUCACGAUUUCCUCCACACACUCAGAUUGAAAGCUUUUGGAAGUGAUGCCGCUGGAAUCGCUGAUGCAGAAUGCUCUCAACUGCAGACGCAGUGGGCUGCUCUGGAGGGUGCCCUCGAGAAGUGCAUUUUGGAUGAGAACUCUCGGUCCAGAAAUGAGAUUCUGAAAGCCUUUGGGGGGGCAGUGCGUUCCAAGCUUGGGUGCACUGUGCUGAAGAAAGCCGAGGACUUGCAGUAUGGUGUGAGACUGCAAAUUUUGAGGCUCAUGGAAGAGACUGAGGAGACUGCAGAUGAGGAUUGGGCGGUUGACAAGUGCGAGCAGCUUCUUUGCACAACUACAGGGUUUCCAGAACACGAAGUCACCAAAGCUUCUGAGAUGACAGAGUUUGCCCAAACAUCCAUGAGCUUCAUUCGAUUGGCAGAUGCCACUAUGUCUGCCAAGCCAGUGUUGGAUAAUGUGAAGGAGAUCCCCAACAAGAAGAUUGCGCGAUCUAUUUGGCACGCUUCCUUCAACGAGCCGGAAAAGGUGAACAAGUCUGCCGCCAUCAUCACUGAUUUGCCACCCGACAGUGAGAGGUUCAAGCAUCUGGUCCACAUCGUUGAGAAGUUUGGCGAGUGGAUCGGUGAGUGGGAGCGGAAGGUUUUGUCCAUGCUGCAGGAUUUGGUGGUUCCUGCACAAAACGCUUUGCGCGAGAUUCACACCAAGCUUCCUGAGUAUGGCUCACUCACAGCAAAGGAAUUCUCCAAGGCAGUCAAGUCAGCAAAGGUUGGAGAAAAGGCCGCUGAAUUGAAAAGGAACGUAGAAACUUGUCAGGCUUGCGGGCAUCAUGCUGGAGUUGAAGUUUCCUUCUGCGCUGCUGCAAUGGCGACUGCCCACGAGGGCUUGGGUCUGGUUUCCGCUUGCUCGGUUGCCUUGCUUUUGGAGCACAAACUCUGGAAGGAGAUGACGCCGGAAGUUGCCAACAAGACGGGGACAAAGCACGCAGAGCUUUACCAGAAGCUUUGUGAGACGUGCAAGUUCAUCCAAUCGAGUAGUUUGGAGAUCCCUCCAACCUUGGAAAAUGAAGACAUGGACAAGGAAGAAGAAGAAUUCUGGGGCAACCUGUUUGCCGCAAGUGACCCUGUCCAAGAAGACUCAGAUGCAAAGCACUUGAAAGCAGCAGCAGCACACCCAGAACAGCAACCGCAAGUCGCGGCUCCGGCAGAGGAAACAACGCAUGAGCAUUACACAGCAGCUGGCACAGCAGAAACGGCAGAGCUUCCACAGCACUUAGAUGAAGCAGCGCAGUCAGAACAGAAUGCUUUGCGUGAUGGAACUUGGAAGGAAUCCAGCUCGGUCCGAACGUUUCAGGCUUGCCUGGAGGCUGUGGAGAGUUUGAGUUCCAAGUCACGGCUUGAUUUCUUCAUUUUGGAGAAUGUGGUGUCCAUGGGAGAUGAACUUGAUGAAGGCAGCAAUCUUGCUGUGGCAGUGCAGAUGCUACAGGAGUGCGCAAACGGUUCGUUCAUGAUCCAGCCCUUCCGCAUCGAUAGCCACAUGUACUCGUUGCCUCAGACGAGGAAGCGUGUGUACAUAGUCGGCUUGGAAAGGAGCAACCGUGCCUUUCUGGAUGCUGAGUCAAGCAUGGAGGCCAUUGCCACUUGCUUGACGAUGACCACGUUUAAGUUGCCAAAGUUGCCCGCCAGCCACUUCUUCGAGGACAACAACAGUGAGCUUGUGAAAGCUGAGCUUGCCCGGCGUGUGGAAUACACGAAGGGCAGAGAGAGAGACCGAGACCCGACUGAUACAAAGGCCAAAUGGAUAUCCGAGCACAAAGAAGCGGCUGCUGAGCGUGGUGUGGUGUGGCCUUUCUCGAUCACGGACAAGUUCGUCAAGAACGCAUGGUUUCACACGCUCACACAGCGAGAGCAGGAGUUGCUUUUGCUCUACGAUGAUUUCUUCGAGUUCCUGAAGCUGCAAUUUUUGGGGCAGCGGGAUUGGGGUUUGGGGUUCGCCGGAGGAAAUGGAUUUGCGACUUGUGCCUUUGUGGCAGUGCUUUGCGCCGUCAUGGGCCAGGCAGUGGAUGAUAUUCGGACUGUUUGUUAUGCGAUGGCCGUCACAAGGCAUCCACAGUUGGAUAAGCUCGAUCUGGAGUAUCCGUGGCAAGUCUCUGAACUUGCCAUUCUCUGGAACCAGCCUGCAGCUUAG
Messenger RNA from Durusdinium trenchii, 7794 nucleotides. NCBI's taxonomy places the organism in Eukaryota, Dinophyceae, Suessiales, Symbiodiniaceae. The record is from the annotation of a GenBank genome assembly.